AUGAAAGUCUCAAGGGUGUAUAACUUUCAAUGGGAUCAGUUCAUGAAGUUUCAUAGGAAAACAAGACUGACCUCUUCAGUUACACUUGGUAGUGUCCAAAGAAGGGCACCACUUGGGUGUUUCCCUCCAUCAUGCAUCUUCAGGCAAGUUUUUUACAAGUUGAAGAAUCGGUUGAAGCAAGCUUUGGUUUGGAAAAGGACCAGUCCACAGUAUAGCUAUGAUUUUCGCAGCUAUUCUCUCAACUUCGAUGAUGGCCUUUCAAAUGAACAUAUGCCACCCCGUUUUUGUUGA
Sphenostylis stenocarpa is the source of this 291-nucleotide messenger RNA. NCBI's taxonomy places the organism in Eukaryota, Viridiplantae, Streptophyta, Magnoliopsida, Fabales, Fabaceae. The record is from the annotation of a GenBank genome assembly.